Molecule: messenger RNA, 579 nt
Organism: Schistocerca serialis cubense
Lineage: Eukaryota; Metazoa; Arthropoda; Insecta; Orthoptera; Acrididae
Product: proline-rich protein 2-like
Exons: 2
Coding region: 1-579 (192 amino acids)
Source: RefSeq, a predicted model, not a curated record
AUGUGGGCAUACGGACUGCUACUGAGGCGGGGGAAACCGACGCACCCGGCGGGGGAAACCGACGCACCCGGCGGGGGAAACCGACGCACCCGGCGGGGGAAACCGACGCACCCGGCGGGGGAAACCGACGCCCCCGGCGGGGGAAACCGACGCCCCCGGCGGGGGAAACCGACGCCCCCGGCGGGGGAAACCGACGCCCCCGGCGGGGGAAACCGACGCCCCCGGCGGGGGAAACCGACGCCCCCGGCGGGGGAAACCGACGCCCCCGGCGGGGGAAACCGACGCCCCCGGCGGGGGAAACCGACGCCCCCGGCGGGGGAAACCGACGCCCCCGGCGGGGGAAACCGACGCCCCCGGCGGGGGAAACCGACGCCCCCGGCGGGGGAAACCGACGCCCCCGGCGGGGGAAACCGACGCCCCCGGCGGGGGAAACCGACGCCCCCGGCGGGGGAAACCGACGCCCCCGGUGUGUGCCUCAUGGUUGACACUGCCAUCUCCUCCAUGGGGAUGACAGUUCAUACUUUUGGCUGCUGUUACAGUCAAGACUUUUCCUCUGAGCACAGCAACAUUGGAAUCUAG